This is a messenger RNA of Trypanosoma theileri, 675 nucleotides long. Its product is annotated as putative lipase domain protein. The record is from RefSeq and is a predicted model, not a curated record. The transcript has a single exon. The coding region runs from base 1 to 675 and encodes 224 amino acids. Lineage: Eukaryota; Euglenozoa; Kinetoplastea; Trypanosomatida; Trypanosomatidae.
AUGGAUCAAAUUACGAAAAAGACUGGUAAAAAUUAUGUUUAUGGAUAUGAUUUGUAUAGUAAUUCUGUUCAGAAGUAUGCUUCAGUAAACGAUAUAAAGACUGUAAAAACUGCAGUGAUGAAUAACAUACAUGAUUAUUUUGAGUAUUUAGAGGUUUUUGAAACAGAUUCCAAAUGGGACAGAAGAAAAGUUUUAAGCUAUACUUCGGUAUUAUGUUCUCUUAUUAUUGCGUUAGGUUUAUAUACUGGAAAAGAUGUUCUUAAACCACAUAAUUGGGCUACUUUUUUACUUAUUGGUAUUUGCGUUGCUUUUUCUGGGAUUGCUUCCCUUUGCGAUUAUGCGCAAAACGCAGAAAAUGUUGCAUUUGCAGGUAUUAUUUUCCCUUUGCCUACUGGUGAGGGACAUAAGAAGGAGUGUUUUCGUAUACUAAAAGGAAGGAGAGUUUGUGUUCGUGUUGACGAGGUACCUAAGUCAUCCAAACUAAAUAUAGAGGUCCAACUUGUUGGUCCCCCCCGUUUCUUUACCAGAUCGGAAGUUUAUUUUUCAUUCUCCAAAGAAGUGCCGUAUGGGAGAUAUUUUGGCAAGGAUGGAUUCUUUUACCCUCCCUCGCUCGUAGAGGAUGUGGAUAUGCUUCUUGGGGCGUUAAAGACAGCAAUUGUAAGGAAGAGACAAUGA